Messenger RNA from Zootermopsis nevadensis, 2152 nucleotides. RefSeq names its product Glucose-6-Phosphatase (gene G6P). Gene Ontology annotation, cellular component: membrane. Gene Ontology annotation, molecular function: glucose-6-phosphatase activity. NCBI's taxonomy places the organism in Eukaryota, Metazoa, Arthropoda, Insecta, Blattodea, Termopsidae. Gene Ontology annotation, biological process: glucose 6-phosphate metabolic process; gluconeogenesis. The record is from RefSeq and is a predicted model, not a curated record.
GAAGAUCGAAAUAGCGAUACUGAAGUUAAAUAUUUUGGUCGGUCGGGUUCUGUAGCAUAAUUUUGUAAAAAAAUGUUCUUUUGUUAGAGAAUGAAGGAAAUACGUAGAAUAAUACAUUACUGCUAGUAUAUCAUAUUUAUUAGGAAGGUCAAACAAGUCUUACUGUAUUAACGUUAAGGAGAAACAAUGAAUAUCUCAGAGGAGGUCCGAAGAUUAGGAGCAUUAGGUAUUAAGUCCAUACAGACAACGUUUCCUAGAGGUGAUAACUUUUUCUUUUCAAUUUCUUACUUUGCUGACCCACUGUAUUCGUUUACAUAUUUGGUACCACUGACUGCUGGGUUGAAUACAGGUUUGGCAGCAGACAUGCUAAUGGUGUCCAUCAUGGCAGAGUGGUUUAACACACUUCUCAAAUGGUUGCUCAUGGAUCAUCGGCCAUUCUGGUGGGUGCAUGAGACAAAUGUGUAUGGCAAAGGCCUUCGCCCUCUCCUGCGACAGACCCCACUAACAUGUGAAACUGGACCUGGCUCCCCGUCAGGUCACGUGCAGGGAGCCUCUUCACUCAUGUAUGUUGUAUUGCAGCACGUCAUUCGUACUUUCAUCGUGUCCAGCAAGAAGAUGGAUGGCAGUAUGAAGCGCUAUGUAAGAGUCACACUGUGGACUUUGUACACCUUGCUCAUGAUUCUGGUCAGCAUCUCAAGACUGUACACAGCGACGCAUUUCCCGCAUCAGACGCUUCUGGGUCUUGUAGCUGGUUUGUUUACUGCUUGGCUCUUUAUUGAGGAAGGACAGUACACACUGACAGAACGGUGGCGUUCGGCAUCCCGUUUGCAGAUGCUCCUUGGUGGUGUUGCUAUGAUUGCGGUCUCGUUUGGUGCAUACUGGUUGCAGAGAUUACUAGGUGUGGACCCGCAGUGGUCGGUGCGCCUGGCGUUCAAGUGGUGCGAGCAACCUGAUUGGAUCCAUGUGAACACUACGCCACUCUUCUCGCUGGUGCGUGAUUGUGGCAGUAUGUUUGGACUCGCAAUGGCAUCUCCUGCCACAACCAGAAUAUACAAGCAGACUCACAACAAUAUCAUCAUCACAAUGAUCUGCACCCUGUUUCUCAUGGUGGCAUUCAACUUCGCUACUGAUGCCGUUCCAACAAGUGACGUGCGGCUGUUCUACGUCUGCCAGUUCAUACUUCAUGCCGUCAAACCGUAUUUACUGUUCAUUGGAAUCCCUCAAGUGGCGAGAUUUGUCAAGCAGAAGCAGCAUUGAUGACAGCUGAUGCUGGGCGCUUACAGUUGUACAAAGAAAGAUGUUGUAUUGUAGAACUUAGAAUGAAGUUGCAUUUAUGUGGCUGGUCCCUCCCACACCAACUAAUGUAGUAGAAUUAAAAGGGCCCUGCCCCUUCUGACAUAGUAAAAUAAAAUCAGUUACAAGAUGUAAAGCAUCUGAUGGAAAUUAUAGCUACGUAACUAAAUAUGUCUCACAUCAAUGACAGGUUGUGAGAACCAAGCUUAAGGCACGUUAUUCUUUUGCACGUGUCGAGUUUCAUCAAAGACGAGGCUCUCAGAGUAGAAUUGAUGUUGUGGUUUCUUAGAUUUCAAAUUUUGACUAGUCAUGUACAGAUUCUUGGGGAUAGCACAAGCUGGAAGAAUAGAUUGGCCAAGGGGGUCCAAGACCCCUAAAUCACCAAGAGCUAAGUGUGUUAAAUACAAAAAAAAUUUAACGCAAGGAUCCUUAUUGUCUUUUGAGACGGAGUGUAUGUGUGUGAAUUUUACUGCAGCCUGUCCCAGUGCAACUUUGUCCACCACAGAUGGACCAACCUGGGAGCGAACCCAGUCCUUCAUGGUGAGAAGUGAGUCACCAACCACCUGGCCACACAAAGAUGUAGUUGGCAUCAUAUGAAUUACAUGCUAAGAAUGGGAAAUUUCACAGAGGAAAUUGGCUGCACUGAAAAGCUGUUGUAAAGAGCAUGGAAGGUGCCGACUUGGCAGACAAUUUGUUCGUUCUUCUAAUAUUUGUGAUUCAUUGGUAGUUCUUGCACAUUGGCAUUGUAACCACUUCCAUUCCGUAAUCGAUGUUCCUUGGUUACUAUCUUAUUGUGCUCUAAACAAUGAAAUGUAAUGAUGAUUACACCACAAAUAAAUUCUUCUUCCAUCACAUGGCA